ACCGAACGGACGUGUUUGCUCGGAGCUCUUGGCUUGUGUCUCGAAAACGCUUUGGCGCUGUUUCGUGAGUUUUUCUCGUCAAUUGGUGUUAACUGUGGCAACAAACUCACACACACUUAGACAAAAACACGGUCCGCGAGUUCUUAACCUUUAUCGUUGUGUUGUGCUUUGCGUGCCAUUUAAACAAUGAAUUAUUGAUACACGACGCAGCACAUUAAAAACUCAAGCAACAUAAACAAUUAAAAAUAUUUAGUGCAUUCCUAAUUAAAACUCGUUAAGUGUACUCUCUCGCUUGUGUCUCAAAUUAGUGCGCAAAGAAUUGCAAGCAAACUGUAAAUUUUUUAUACAAUUUUUUUUCUUGUGUGGCAUAAACAUAAACUAACUGCAACGCGUAAAAACAACAACACAAGCCUAAGCAAAAUUGCAAAUUCGACGAGCAGCAAUAUUGACAACAACAAAAUCAAAGCGAAAUCAGCUAAAAUGGGCCAACAACGGCGAGUGGCACUAGCCGCUCUCUAUGCGCUGCUCUGCAGCUGCUUGACUAUAGAGUUAAGCCAGGCACAGCAGCAACCAUCACUGGAGAUAUAUCCGAUGCAAUCGGUGCAACGCAAGCCCGUGGGCAAACCCUUGAUACUCACCUGUCGUCCCACUGUACCCGACCAGGCACUCGUUACGGAUCUGCAAUGGAAGGAUAAUACCAACAACACUAUCUUGCCCAAGCCCAGCAAUUAUUACCCACUGUAUGAUUCCAAGGGGAAUCGAAAAAAUGUCACGGGACGCAACCAGCCACCGAUGUAUACGGAAACAUUGCCCGGCGAAAGUUUGGCUCUGAUGAUAUCGUCCUUGUCGAGUGAAAUGGGCGGCCAAUAUUAUUGCACUGCCUCAUAUGCAAAUACUGAAUUGCUACAGACGAGCGUCACAAUUAAAACUUAUGUUGCUAUAACAUGGACAAAUGCGCCCGAGAAUCAAUUCCCCAUACUGGGCGAUGACUACGUGGUGAAGUGCGAGGUGAAAGCGGAUCCCAAUCCGACCAUCGAUUGGCUGCGCAAUGGCGAUCCGAUACGCACUGAUGCCAAGCAUGUGGUGCAGACCCAUGGAUUGCUCAUACGCAACGUAUCCGAGGAGGACGACGGCAUCUACACUUGUCGUGCGGCGGUCAUUGAAACGGGCGAACUGCUGGAGCGCACCAUACGCGUUGAGGUCUACAUACGUCCGGUGAUAACGAUGCUGCCCAGCACUUUGGAGGCCGUGGAGGGCAAACCGUUUGCCGCCAACUGCACAGCCAUAGGCAAGCCGGUGCCAGAGAUUAGCUGGAUUAAGGACUCGGCGCAGCUGAAUGUGGCCAAUGCGGAUCGCUUUAAGGUGAAUGCCCUGACUGGCCUGCUGACUGUCAGCAAUGUGGUGCAGGAGGAUUACGACACUUACACCUGCAUUGCCAAGAAUGCCGCCGGCGUUGUGGACCAGCGCACCAAGCUCAAUGUGCUGGUGCGUCCGACUGUCUACGAGCUGUACAACAUCACCGGAGUGACUGGCAAGGAGGUGUCGAUUGCUUGCCGCGCUCGUGGACGUCCCGCUCCGGCCAUAAGCUUCCGCCGCUGGGGCACCGAGCAGCAGUACACGCCAGGCGUCCAGCUGGACGAUGAGCGCAUCACACUCACUCAAUACUUCAAUGAGGAACGUGGCGAGAGCAGCGGCACCUUGCGCAUUGCGCGCUCCCAGCGCACCGACGAUGGCCUGUACCAAUGCAUUGCCACCAACAAGGGCGACACUGCCUUCAAGACUGGACACAUCGCUGUGGAAUUCCCGCCCGAUUUCAGCCACAUGAAGGAGCUGCCGCCUGUUUUCAGCUGGGAUCAGCGCAAGGCCAAUCUCAGCUGCUUGGCCAUGGGCAUACCCAAUGCCACCAUCGAAUGGCGCUGGAAUGGACGCAUCAUCAAGGACUUGUAUGAUACCAAUCUCAAGAUCGAGGGCACCGGUCCACGCAGCGAUCUCAUUGUGCAUCCCGUGACGCGUCAAUAUUUCUCCGCCUACAAGUGCAUCGCUACCAAUAUCCAUGGCUCGGCCGAGCAUGACAUGCAGCUAAAGGAGGCACGCAUACCCGAGUCUGUGUCCGCCGCUGUGCCGCGCCAGGUUACGGCCACCACCAUUGUGUUCGAUAUACGCGGCCCACCCACCGAGCUGGGACUGCCCAUUUUGGCCUAUAGCGUGCAGUUCAAGGAGGAACUCAAUCCGGACUGGUCCACCGCCCUGAAUCGCACCUGGUCCCCCGACUCCCCGUACAUUGUUGAGGGCCUGCGUCCCCAGACUCGCUACAGCUUCCGUUUCGCCGCCAAGAACCAGGUCGGACUAAGCAACUGGGGCGUCAACCAGCAGCAGUCCACCCAGCGUCGUUCCGCCCCCGAGGAGCCCAAGCCGCUGCACAGCCCCGUCCAGAACGACAAGGAGGAGCCCGUCGUCGUCUCUCCCUACUCGGAUCACUUUGAGCUGCGCUGGGGCGUGCCUGCCGACAAUGGCGAGCCCAUCGAUCACUAUCAGAUCAAAUACUGUCCAGGCGUUAAAAUGGCCGGCACUUGGCACGAACUGGAGAACGAAUGCAACUCUGUUGAAGUGAGGGAGACAACUUCCUACCAGAUGACCGAGCUGAGCGGCAACACUUAUUAUCGCAUCGAAUUGAAGGCACAUAACACGAUUGGGUAUUCAUCGCCAGCGGCGAUUAUAAUGAAGACGACACGAGGCAUCGAUGUUAUCCAAGUGGCCGAUCGCCAGGUUCUCUCUUCGGCCGCCAUUGUGGGCAUCGCCAUUGGCGGCGUGCUCGUUCUGCUCUUCAUUGUGGAUCUGCUCUGCUGCAUGACCGUCCACAUGGGCGUCAUGGCCACCAUGUGCCGCAAGGCCAAGCGCUCGCCCUCCGAAAUCGACGAUGAGGCCAAAUUGGGCAGUGGACAGCUGGUUAAGGAGCCACCACCAUCACCGUUGCCACUGCCGCCGCCAGUUAAGCUCGGCGGCUCACCAGUGACAUCUCCAUUAGACGAAAAGGAGCCGCUACGCACACCCACCGGCAGCAUUAAACAAAACUCAACCAUCGAGUUUGACGGACGUUUCGUUCAUUCACGUAGCGGUGAAAUUAUUGGCAAAAAUUCGGCUGUCUAAGCUGCAACAACAACAAAAACCAAAUGCACAAAACUUGCAACAGAGAAUAGUAUUGAACAACCAAUAGCUGAGCAUCACCAAUCCGUAAAAAUACAUAUAUACAUUAACUUAUUUAAGCCGCACUGCUUAACAACAAAUGAAAAUGCCGAACAAAGUCAGUCAAGUCCAAAACCCCAGUCGGAGAGGAAGAAUUCAACUGAAGUGAAGCCAAAGCCAAGUUGAAAUCCAUUCUUUUCAACUUUAUAUACUCUAUACGCGAUAUCUAAAGCAAACAUAAAUAGUAUUGUAAGCUCACAUACAAAUGCAAACAAAAACAUUCUUAACUUUAUAAAAACAACAAAAACAAAAACUCGAUAUGUCCAUGUUGCUUCAAAUUGUAUUCGCUGCAUAGCUUUUAAAUUUCUUUUUGCAUUAGCAGAGAGAAUUACAUAAUGAAAAAAAGAAAAACUUAAAUUAAUGCCUUACCAUAUGAAGAACAUGAAAUAUUACAUUUAUUUAGCGUUUAAAGAGAUCAUUGAAAUUCUACUGUAAGUUUUAAGGGCGAAUAAUAAAUUAUAAACAAAUAUUAG
Messenger RNA from Drosophila busckii, 3716 nucleotides. It is a transcript of the gene Fas2, whose product is annotated as fasciclin-2. The transcript is spliced from 11 exons. Gene Ontology annotation, biological process: homophilic cell-cell adhesion; dendrite self-avoidance; axon guidance. The record is from RefSeq and is a predicted model, not a curated record. The coding region runs from base 481 to 3147 and encodes 888 amino acids. Lineage: Eukaryota; Metazoa; Arthropoda; Insecta; Diptera; Drosophilidae. Gene Ontology annotation, molecular function: cell-cell adhesion mediator activity. Gene Ontology annotation, cellular component: plasma membrane; axon.